UCUGCGUCGCCAUCCCGGCCCUGCUGGACCCCGGGGACAGUAGGAAGCCGCGGGGUGGUGGCGAGAGAGGACCCAGGUGUCCCGACAGUGAGCGCCGCGGGGCACAGGCUGGGCCAAGGUGCAGGCGGCCAGGGUGGGAGACUGUUCGCCCCGCCCUGACUCCUCCUCUCUUCUCUGCCAGUCCAGGGGUCGGAGAUGUGCAGCUAAAGAAAGCGCAUCUGGGGACGGACAUAUCUGGCACUGCAGCCCUCGCCACCUGCCUCUCCACCCACCGAGGCCCUGGCGACCCUGGCCCCACCACGCUACCUUGAGAGUCGCUCGAAAGUAGGGCCCCAGGGCUCGCAGCAGCAUGGGCACCGAGAAAGAAAGCCCAGAGCCCGACUGCCAGAAACAGUUCCAGGCUGCAGUGAGCGUCAUCCAGAACCUGCCUAAGAACGGUUCUUACCGCCCCUCCUAUGAAGAGAUGCUGCGAUUCUACAGUUACUACAAGCAGGCCACCAUGGGGCCCUGCCUGGUCCCCCGGCCUGGAUUCUGGGACCCCAUUGGACGAUAUAAGUGGGACGCCUGGAACAGUCUGGGCAAGAUGAGCAGGGAGGAGGCCAUGUCUGCCUACAUCACUGAAAUGAAACUGGUGGCACAGAAGGUGAUCGACACAGUGCCCCUGGGUGAGGUGGCAGAGGACAUGUUUGGUUACUUCGAGCCCCUGUACCAGGUGAUCCCUGACAUGCCGAGGCCCCCAGAGACCUUCCUGAGAAGGGUCGCAGGUUGGAAAGAGCAGGUUGUGAAUGGAGAUGCUGGGGCUGUUUCAGAGCCUCCCUGCCUCCCCAAGGAACCGGCACCCCCAAGCCCAGAGUCCCAUCCACCCAGAGACCUGGACUCCGAGGUUUUCUGUGAUUCCCUGGAGCAGCUGGAGCCUGAGCUGGGUUGGGCAGAGCAGCGGGCAGCAUCUGGAGGAAAACGUGAUCCCAGGAACAGCCCCGUGCCCCCUACAGAGAAAGAGGCCGCAGCCCAGGCCCAGUGCUCGGCCAUGGCCCCUUGGGCUCCCGGGGCCCACGCUGCUGUUCUUCCUCCUGUGGCCCUUCGUCGUCCAGUGGCUCUUCCGAAUGUUUCGGACCCAAAAGAGGUGACUGUCAUUGGAGGGGUCUCUGCAGCCAACUGAGACUAUCUUGUGUGCCAUGAGCCUUCCUAGGGUUUAGAAGAACAGCAUUCAAAAUUCCCCCUCCUGUCAGUGUUUGCCUUCGCACCUCCUCCCCUAACGCAGCGCGGGGUGCAAAUAAGACCCCACCCCUCCCUGCGCCUUCAUAGGGACGCUUCCUUCCCUCCCCGCAACCACCCCAGGCUUCCCUGGGAGGCUGCAGUUGUGGUGCACGUCCCCGGUGCUGGGUUGGCCGUGACUCGGGGGCGGGGCUAUCGGGUCUCAGCCCCUGCCCUCCCCACCCUCUGGGUCACCUGACUCUCUUCCCACCCCUGCUUCUCCCCGAGGAGGUUCAGCUCUUGGGCAAGUUGGGACUCGGGCCGGGGCCUGGAAGAAUGAUUGGCUGGGAGGCUGCGGGAGGGAGGCCAGGAGGCCCCGACCAGUUGGGAGGAGGGAGCAGGCCCCGGGGGAGGGGGAUGAGCGCAGUUUGCUCGUCUUCCUCCCCUGCCGGCCCCCUCCGCCCCCACACACACUCAGGACGUCUUCACUGAAGAUUCACUUACAAACGAAUGUUUCACUCAAUAAAAGAAAACCAUAA
Messenger RNA from Mandrillus leucophaeus (drill), 1733 nucleotides. RefSeq names its product acyl-CoA binding domain containing 4 (gene ACBD4). The record is from RefSeq and is a predicted model, not a curated record. Gene Ontology annotation, molecular function: fatty-acyl-CoA binding. The transcript is spliced from 9 exons. Lineage: Eukaryota; Metazoa; Chordata; Mammalia; Primates; Cercopithecidae. Gene Ontology annotation, biological process: fatty acid metabolic process. Bases 350 to 1159 code for a protein of 269 amino acids.